Messenger RNA from Osmerus eperlanus (European smelt), 1471 nucleotides. RefSeq names its product protein FAM131A-like. The annotation marks the transcript as partial. NCBI's taxonomy places the organism in Eukaryota, Metazoa, Chordata, Actinopteri, Osmeriformes, Osmeridae. The transcript has 2 exons. The record is from RefSeq and is a predicted model, not a curated record.
GUGUGUGUGUGUGUGUGUGUGUCUGUUUGUGUCUGUGUGUGUGUGUGUGUGUGUGCAGGUGUGGCAGAACAGUUUGCCAUCGCUGAAGCCAAGUUGAGGGCCUGGUCCUCAGUUGACGGAGACGACUCCAAUGAUGACUCAUACGACGAAGACUUCCUGCCUGCUAACGAGCCCACAACACAAAGCACAGAUGUGCCCCCGUAUCCCCCCUUCCUGAAGGACUUGAUCCACAGCCAGGUGUGCCAGCACCUGGGUCUGCGAGGGCCAUGCUGUGAGGGUGGCGGUGAGGGCGUGGUCAGUGGCGACCCCUCCCCCAGCGCUGGCUCCCCCAACACCCUGUGCUCCAGCCUCUGCAGCCUGGACGAACACCACCCCCUGCUGCGCGACCUCGGUCACCGCGGCAACCGUCACCAGGGCCACCACGGUCACCACGGUAACAACGUGGCCGAGCUGGCGGCCAAGAUCCUGGCGGUGCUGCAGGGAGGGGAGGAGCUUCUGCUGGCCCGCCUCCAGAGGGCGGGGCCGGGGCAGGGGGGCGGGGACUGUGGGUUCCACAGCGUAGGGGGCGGGGAAGGGAGGGACCGGCCCUGCGGGGGGCAGGACUCGCCGUGUUACUCCGUGUCGUACUCCGACACCUACCUGUCGCCGGGCGAGGACGACGACACCCCCUGCAAGGACUACGAAGGCACCGUGUGCCCGGGCGAAGAAGAGUUCCCCCCCGGCUACGCCACCCGCAGGAAGGUCUCUGAUGUGGCCUCCUCCGGAGUGGUCUCCCUGGACGAGGACGAGGAGGAUGAGGAGGAGAGGGAGGAGAGGGAGGAGAGGGAGAGAGAGCAGGGCAACUGAGGACUCCUCUCUCCCUGUCUUCUUUCUGUGUGCAUCCCUACUGUCUCUCGUCCAUCCGGAGGAACUUCUGUUCUGUUCAUCGUCCCACCGUCUCCACGAUGACGUCUGACACGUCAACCAGUUCGCAUGUUUUUCACGACUUGAACUUAUCUUACUCCAACGUAAACCAUGUGUCCCAGGCCUUACUUGCGACAUUUCACCCCCUACCCCCUCCCCGCCUGCCAAUUUGAUAUGUAUUGAUAUAUUUUUGUCUUGAGGCGUCCAAACAAUCUUUUAUAUCAGUGAGAAUCAGGACAGUUGGACUGUAGUAGGAAAGCCCAGUGAUUGGCCGGUGGGUUCACUAAGAAGCCUACUGGUUGAUCGGGUUGUUUUGGCGUUCCCAUCCCUCAACCAGGAAGUGUGAGACCAUUUCAAAAUGGACGCCAGCCACUGAGGAGGAAUGAACCCAAACAGAAGGACUGACUCUUAAACUCCUGUAAUUCCUGUGCAUGUGUUUUGCAAGUGCUGAAACUAAAACUGUGGGAUGACCCAGUCUUGAGGACGGUUUGUUACUGUCGGCUGUUCCGAGUACGCUCCCCCCCUCCCCGUACCCCCCCUCCCCGUACCCCCACUCCCCGUACCCCCA